Molecule: messenger RNA, 2001 nt
Organism: Morchella importuna
Lineage: Eukaryota; Fungi; Ascomycota; Pezizomycetes; Pezizales; Morchellaceae
Exons: 7
Coding region: 1-2001 (666 amino acids)
Molecular function (GO): RNA binding
Source: RefSeq, a predicted model, not a curated record
AUGGAGGCCGACGAGUUGAUGGACGAUGAUCUCUUUGCCGAUCUUUACGGUGACGAUGAGCCUUCAAAGACUACACAAGCAGAGCAAUCAAAACCUGCACAGGCACCUGUAUCUACACCAGCUCCUAUGGUAGCGGCUGCCCAACCUGCUGCCCCAAUCACUGAGAACAAUGUGCCAGCAACUUCAUAUGCGCAAGAGGCUACUCCUGUCCCUACUGUUGCCCAAAAGGCUGUUGAUCCCAGGGCCCCUCCCCCAUCUCAGCCCACUCCUGUUAACCAACAGCCUGUUAAAAUUGAGAAUCCGUACGCCAUUGAGGAAGAAGCUGACACCUAUUCUGGAUGGGACGCUGCUAUGGGUGGCUCCAAUGGUAAUGAUAAUGGUGCUUACGGUGGCUAUGGAUAUGAUGGAGCAGGUGGAGCAGGGGGGUAUGGAGAUGGGCAGGUAUCUGGGAGUCCAGCGAUUAAGGAGGACGGGAAAAUGUUCAUUGGUGGCUUAAACUGGGAAACAACUGAUGAGUCACUGAAAGAAUAUUUCAGUCAAUAUGGCGAGGUUAUCGAGUGUACUGUCAUGCGCGAUGGCCCAACUGGGCGAUCUAGAGGAUUCGGAUUCUUGACCUUCAAGGAUCCUAAGACUGUUAAUAUCGUUAUGGUGAAGGAGCAUUACCUUGACGGCAAAAUAAUCGAUCCAAAACGUGCUAUCCCUCGGGACGAGCAGGAGAAAACAUCUAAGAUCUUCGUUGGAGGCGUGAGUCAAGAAGCGUCAGAAGCGGACUUCAGAGAAUUCUUUACACAAUUUGGCAGGGUUCUCGAUGCUACUUUGAUGAUGGAUAAGGACACGGGUAGGCCCAGAGGGUUCGGCUUCGUGACAUUUGAUAGUGAGGGCGCAGUCGAAAAUGCAUUGAACUGUAAGACAUUGGAAAUUCUGGGCAAGCCGAUCGAAGUUAAGAAGGCCCAGCCUCGCGGUAAUAUCCGCGAACGCAUGAACGCCAACUUUGAUGAGCGUGAUGACCACAGGGGAGGUGGAGGAGGUGGUGGUGGUACUAGUGGUGGUGGCGGUGGCGGAUCUUUCCGUGACCGUACAGAUCGUCGUGACCGUUUUGAAAAUCGCGACGGCUCUGCAAUUGGCUCUAACUACAACAAUGGCGGUGUCCCACAGAACCAACCUGCACAAGGUGGCCAACAAGGAAUUUAUGGUGGGAUACCGCCGCAAGUGAUGGCACAAUACUACCAAAAUGUCCAGAGAUACAUGCAGGCAAUGCAAGCAAUGGGCCGUGGUGCAGCCGGGCCGAUGCCGAUUGCGAAUCCAGCAAUAAUGCAAGCUCUUGGAAGAGGAGCUGCCAUGAACCCGGCAAUGAUGCAGCAGAUGCAGCAGAUUCAGCAAAUGCAAGCCCAACAAGCCCAACAAGGCCCCAUGGCCACUGUUGGUUCACCGGGUCCUCCUCAGUCCGGCCCACAAGGAGGAUAUGGGUCACCACAACCACAAAUGGGAUAUGGUGGACCCCAAGGGCCUCAAGGCCAACAACAAGGCGGUGGGAGCUAUGAUAACAGUGGUGCUAGCUAUCAUGAAAUGCAACAGGCCCAGCAACAGGCCCAGCAACAGCAACAGCAGCAGCAGCAGCAGCAGCAGCAACAGGCCCAGCAGCAACAGAAUCAGUACAGGCAGCAAAGAAACUUCCAGCACCAUCCAUCACAAAGAGAUUAUCAACCACCUCAACCACAACCUAGCUCUUGGGAAGGGAUGUACGAUGAUGUGCCUCCACAGCAGCAGAUGAUGCAGCAAGCUCGAAUUGGAGGUGGUGGUGCACCUUAUAGACAGAAUGGACAGGGUUCCGAUGGACCCCCUCCCAAUGCGCCUACUGGACCACGAAAUGCAAAGGGUUCCGGAAGUAACUAUAGAGGAGGCGGAAGAGGUGCAACUGCAGCCAGGGCCAAUGAUAGAGGCGGUGCCGGGUAUGGUGCUGGAUAUAGGGGUGGUUAUCACCCUUACGCCAGGAAUGGCUAG